AUGCUGCCCGCGGGGCGCGCGCGAGCCGGGCAGCCGCAGCUGCGGGUGCAGGGGGCCGCCGCGCCGCUAGGGCCCGCGCAGGUGGUCACCGCCGGCCUCCUGAGCCUGCUCGUCGUCUGGACUCUGCUGGGCAACGCGCUGGUGUGCGCGGCCGUCGUGCGUGGCCGCCAGCUGCGCGCCAAAAUCGCCAACGUCUUCAUCGCGUCUUUGGCUGUGUCGGAUCUCCUCGUGGCGCUGCUGGUCAUGCCCUGGAAGGCGGUGGCCGAGGUGGUCGGCUACUGGCCCUUUGGGGCCUUCUACGACGUCUGGAUGGCCUUCGACAUCAUGUGCUGCACCGCGUCCAUCCUGAACCUGUGCGUCAUCAGCUUGGACCGCCACUGCGCCAUCUCCAGCCCCUUCCUCUACCAGCGCAGGAUGAGCCGGCGCGUGGCCUGGGUCACAGUGGGCCUGGUCUGGGCCCUGGCGGUCCUGGUGUCCUUCAUCCCCGUGCAGCUCCACUGGCACCGUGACCCGGCCGGCUCCUGGCGUGGGCCGGCCGCUCCCAACGGGACAGCCGGGGUGGGCAGCUGCGACUCCAGACUGAACCGCGCCUACGCCAUCUCCUCAUCGCUCAUCAGCUUCUACAUCCCCGUGGCCGUCAUGCUGGUCACCUACUGUCUCAUCUUCCGCAUAGCGCGCGCGCAGACCCGCCGCAUUGCUGCCCUGGAGCGCGCAGUGCAAGCGCGCUGCCUGGGCGCAUCCAUGCAGAGUGAGGCCAAGGCCCUGCAGAUGCUGUUGGUGAUCGUGGGCGUCUUCGUGUGCUGCUGGCUGCCCUUCUUCGUCCUCAACUGCACGGUCCCUUUCUGUAGCGGCGCCGGCUUCCCCUGUGUGGGUGAGACCACCUUCGACGUGUUCGUCUGGUGUGGCUGGGCCAAAUCCUCGCUCAACCCCAUCAUUUACGCCUUCAACGCCGACUUCCGCCGGGUGUUUGCCCAGCUGCUGGGCUGCGGCCGCCUCUGCCCGGGCAUGGCCGGGCAGGCGGUGGACCUCGGCCAAGAGCUGACCCCCUGUGGCCAGGUCACUGCCGUCCACCGGGAGAUGGCCGCCGCCUGCAGCCAGGUGAUCUCCAAUGCAGUGAACCCGGGAGAGCCCAAGGGAGAGGAGGAGGAGGAGGAGGGACCUUCUGAUCCCUGGUGUGUCUCAGGCACCUCUCCAGAGCAGGAGGCUGUGGCCCAGUCAGCUUGGGAGCUGGACUGCCAGGGGGAAAUCUCCUUAGAUAGAAGACCGCCUUUCACCCCAGGGGGUCUUCACUGA
Messenger RNA from Sorex fumeus (smoky shrew), 1293 nucleotides. It is a transcript of the gene DRD5, whose product is annotated as dopamine receptor D5. Gene Ontology annotation, biological process: adenylate cyclase-activating adrenergic receptor signaling pathway. Gene Ontology annotation, cellular component: plasma membrane. Gene Ontology annotation, molecular function: dopamine neurotransmitter receptor activity; G protein-coupled receptor activity. Lineage: Eukaryota; Metazoa; Chordata; Mammalia; Eulipotyphla; Soricidae. The record is from RefSeq and is a predicted model, not a curated record.